Molecule: messenger RNA, 1356 nt
Organism: Drosophila hydei
Lineage: Eukaryota; Metazoa; Arthropoda; Insecta; Diptera; Drosophilidae
Product: 3 beta-hydroxysteroid dehydrogenase type 7
Exons: 3
Coding region: 31-1224 (397 amino acids)
Biological process (GO): steroid biosynthetic process
Molecular function (GO): 3-beta-hydroxy-Delta5-steroid dehydrogenase (NAD+) activity
Source: RefSeq, a predicted model, not a curated record
UAAGAGCUGAAAUUAGAGACAUUAGACGCAAUGGGCAACAGCGAUGGCGAAGUGGUGCUCGUGACAGGCGGAAGCGGCUUUUUGGGCCAACAUAUUAUUAAGCUAUUGCUGGAGCAGCACAAGGAGCUGGGCAUCAAGGAGAUUCGCUCGCUGGACAUUGUGCCGUAUAGCAAUAAGAUUGGUCACGCGGAGACAUCCAUGCUGCGCACAUUUAUCGGGGAUAUUGGUGAACGUGAGAGUUUAAACGAUAUCUUUGCCGGAGUUGAUAGCGUCUUCCAUUGCGCUGCAUCGGUAGACAUUUCAUAUCCGCCCAACUAUGAGCAACUGGAGCGUGUGAAUAUAAAUGGCACUCGGACUGUUGUUGAUCUGUGCAUACAGCACAAUGUGAAGCGCUUGGUCUACAGCAGCUGCACAUCGGUGUGCUUUGUGCCUUUCAAGGGACGCAGCACCUUCUCGGCGGUGAUCAAUUCAACAGAGUCUAAGACAGACACGCCCACGCUGGACAGCUCCAAGCUCUGGGAACAGGAUGGCGAAUUUUUAAUUGCGGGCUAUGCAUCCAGCAAACUGCGUGCUGAGAAUAUUGUUCUCAAUUCCAAUGGAGCGCCGCUCCAGAAUCAGCUGGAUUAUCUGGCCACCAGUGCGAUACGCGCACCUUUAACCUAUGGCGAAUGCGAUUCACAUUUUAUCACCGACACAUUCGACUAUUUGUCCACUCGGAAUUGGAUCUUUCCGCGUAUUGCUGGCGUUGGAGGCAAGCAGCAGUUGGUUUAUGCUGGCAACGUGGCCUGGGGUCACAUCUGCGCCUAUAAGGCCCUCAAGGUGUCUAGCAAAGCGGUGAAUGGAUUACCUGUAUUCGUCACCGACGAUACGGGCAUCAAUGAUGUUUCACGCUUCGUGCAAAAGAUGGCGCUGCUUGGCGAUCGCUUCAAGGUCAAAACUAGCUGGUGGUAUUUGCCACACUUUCUAUUCUUCUUCUUAGCCUUUCUGUGGGAGUUUGUCGUGCGCGUUGCCUAUCCCUAUACCAAAUAUCGCUUACGCUACUCACCGCGGGCCAUUGCAUCGUUUACCUCCUCAAUGCUCAUGUACAAUCGUCUGCGCGCCUCCAUACACAUGGACUAUGUGCCGCUGUACGAUCCAGAUACCAGCGCUGAGCGCAGUGCCAAAUGGUACGCAAAAUGGUGGGAUGCCAAAAAGCUGGCCAAUAAGUCCAAAAAGUCAAGUUGAGCCCCGAGCUCGAGCUGUUUUUUAUUUACACUAAAUAAAUUCUAGAAUUUUGUUAACUCAUGUGUGUAGGAAAAUUGAAAUAAAUCUGGGUGUUAUCAAUGUAUGAAUAUAGAUUCAUUGUAAACUGUCUUC